Molecule: messenger RNA, 4073 nt
Organism: Halichondria panicea
Lineage: Eukaryota; Metazoa; Porifera; Demospongiae; Suberitida; Halichondriidae
Exons: 1
Coding region: 860-4072 (1070 amino acids)
Source: RefSeq, a predicted model, not a curated record
UAUACAUGUUCAACUAGGGAAUUAUCUUCUGUGUGCAUCAUUAAAAUCCCUUUGAAUUAACUUGCUAAAUUAGCCUGAUGACAUCUCUACUGCAUGCAGUGAUACUAUAUAGACCCUCUGGCCUGUGGAAUACUACCUAGUCAUAUAUAGUCCUAUACCUGUCUACUCCACUGCUGUAUUCACAUGUGUGUGUGAGACUGUGUUUGGAUCUUGUAAGCUGAAAAGGAAAUUAUAUAUCUAUUAGGUAUAAGUUAUCAGUUAUCACUGUGCAAAACUUGUGUAAUGAAACUGAACGAUUCUGAUAAGAAUUUGAGCCUUAUUGCAUAAACCCUGGUGACCAUUGUCUCAUUCCACAUGUUCUAUACUGUAUAGACAGUACCCGCGUUUUAAGUGUUGGUGUCAAAGUAGAAGCAGCAAAGCAGCUAGUAUACUGAUACUGCAUUAAUUGUAUUUAAAUAUGCUUGUAAUCUUAUAGUAUCGGAGAGAACAUGCACUGCACCUGGUUGGUGCUGCUACUGACCCUAGCUACUGUUACCAGGAGUGAGCACUAUCACAUUGUGCCAGUGGAUUCAACCGACUUGUGUCAUGACUAUCAAAAUGGAACUUGUUUCACUCUCGAGCAGCUUGUUCAAACAGCCCUGUUGUCUGGUGGAGACAAUCUCACCUUGAGCUUUCUACCUGGAGAUCAUAUAUUACGUGAAAUGCUUUACAUUUGUAAUUUCACAGAGGUGAUUAUUGCUGGCCAAAAUGACACUAUCAGUUUAACAAAACUGGUAGAGUGCUGUUAUCUAAUAUCAGUGCAUUGAGUAUUGAAGGUUUGCAUUUCACUGGAGCAAGUGAUGAAAGUAGUUCAGGCUAUAUGUACAUUUCUCAAUGCUAUUUGGUAGACUUGAAAUUGCUAAAGUUGGAAGCUUGUACACUCUGGAUCACUCGUACGGUAACUGUGACGAUUGAACAAGUUCUCUUUGUGAACACUUACAGAGCAUUGAUUGUUAAGGCUGAUACUGUGUACAUUGAAAAGAGUGACUUCUUACGUAACGAUGGCGGUGCAGUGAACAUUGAAUCAAGUCAAACUGUUAUUAAUGGUUCAAGGUUCAAUUUUAAUACUGGUACUACAUAUGGUGGAGCAGUGGAGGUGAUCUCUGCAAGUGUGACUAUCAGUUGGUGCAACUUUACAAAUAAUGGCGCUUAUUAUAAUGGUGGAGCAAUUGGUACUUCGGCAAUUAAUGUUUCAAUAAGUUUCUGUAACUUUAUGGAUAAUAUUGCUAAAUAUGGUGGAGCAAUUUUCACCUUCAGAAGUAACUUGUUCAUAUACAACUGUGCACUACUGAACAAUAGUGCUAUCGUCGGUGGAGCAAUUCGUAGCCAGGGUGCUAGGAGUGUCUCAAUCUCUGACAGUGAGCUAUCGUACAACAGUGCUAUCAUUGACGGUGGAGCAAUUUUUACCUCCGAAAGUAAUUUGUUCAUUUCCAACUGUCUACUACUGAACAAUAGUGCUAUCCUUGACGGUGGAGCAAUUUUUAGCCAGUAUGUUGGGAGUGUCUCAAUCUACGACAGUGAGCUAGCAUACAACAGUGCUGAGAGAGCAGGUGGAGCGAUUUCGAUUUUGAGUGAAGAGUUACUAAUAUCCGAUAGCAAGCUAACAAACAACAAGGCAGCCUCUGGUGGAGCGAUUGCACUUUUCAGAGUUAAUGCAUCUAUCAUGAGCUGUAAUAUAACGGACAAUGAAGCUGUAGUUGAUAAUGGAGAAACUAGCUCUGGUGGAGCAAUUUUGGUAUAUACUGGAACUAUAUCCAUCUCCAAAGUCAUGUUUAAAAAUAACAGUGCUGAAUUUGGUGGAGUGUUUUUUGUUGCUGAUGGCACUGUGAUCAUUUCCGACUCUGUGCUCACAAACAACAGAGCCACUCAACAAGAUGGAGUGAUUGCGGUUGCUAUAUCAACUUUGAUAAUUACUAAUACAAGCAUAUUUGACAAUUUAGAGGGUGAAAAUAUCAUUUACGCAGUGCAUUCUAACUUGUCAUUGACGGGAGUUAACAACGUUAGCAAUAAUGUAAACCCUGUGUAUGCUCUAAGCAGUCGAGUGGAGUUCAAUGGACCCACAACUCUCAGUAGCAAUCGUGGUGUGCAGGGUGGAGCCAUCAGAGCAGUCCAGAGUCAAAUCUAUAUCAAUGCAGAAGGAGUGGUCAUUUCUAACAAUACUGCUACCUUUGGUGGAGGUGUGUUUCUGAGAGAGAGCACACUCUUUGUUCACUAUUGCAUAGAGAUUUCUCACAACACUGCACAAAAUGGUGGUGGGAUUUAUGCAUACUCAAGCGAAAUUGAAUUUGAUUCGAAGGUCACUACUGGUUGUAUAUUUAAUAAUAACUUUGUCCUGUGUACAUGUAGUGACAUGGAGACUGUACUGUUUGAGAGUAUUAUAGAUCGAAAUGACGCUCAAAAUGGAGGAGGUAUUUAUGCAGUCGCUUCAAACAUUAAGACUUUUUCUCACGCUCACGUCCAAAUCAAGUCAAACUCAGCAAACAAUAGCGGAGGUGGAGUGUAUCUACAACAAAGUUCUAAGAUCUAUAUUCUGAAACAGGACUUGGAGCUAGAGCUUGGUAAAACGCUGGUCAUAUUAGAAAUUCACAAUAAUACGGCUCGAUAUGGAGGGGGGAUAUUUGUGGCAGACAGUACUGAGAGUGGUGUGUGUAGAGGAGAGGAUGUAAGUACUGCACGAGAUCUGACACAAACAGAAUGCUUCAUUCAAACUCUGGAUCUCUAUGGUCUUGAUAUCAAUUUUAUUAAGACUUUGGUACAAUUGGUCGAAGCUUUCUUGUCUUCAUUAAUGACUGGAUUUAAUAAAGAAGUUAAAUGUUUGAACAGUGCAAUCAAUAAUCGCAACACUUUUUUGACAAACAACACAGCUACCCAGUCAGGAGCAGAUAUUUACGGAGGUCUACUAGACAGGUGUACGGUGGAUGUAUCAGCCGAACUCUCUUCAUCAGACAAUGGAUUUGAGUACUUGAACAAUACUGUGCAUUAUUCAUGGAUAGCUUCAAAGGCUGUCAGAGUGAAGUUGUGUAACACCACCAAGCAGGCCAUUUCUGUUAGAAAAGGACAAGCAUUCACAAUCAGUGUUAUGGCUGUAGACCAAGCUGGAAAUCCAAUGAAUAAUGCCACAAUUCACAGUUCUGUUAUCACUGAGAGCAGUAGAGUUGAUCGUCUCAAAGAAGGACAAGCACAGCAAGAAGUUGGCAAUCAGUGCACAGAAUUAGAGUACAAUGUAUUCUCACAAGACAGCUCUGCUCAAGUGGAACUCUAUGCUGAUGGUCCAUGCAACAAUUUGGGAAUUUCAAAACAAAUUCUAAACAUAUCUUUUCUAAAGUGUGAAUGCCCUAUUGGACUCAAGCCAAUAAUGUCCUCAAUUGAGUGCAAGUGUGACUGUGAUCCAGUCUUGCAACAAAAAUAUCAGAUAACAAACUGUUCUGAGGAAAAUGGGACCAUAAAAUUGGAAAGCAAUAACAACAUAUGGAUAGGAGUGACUAAUACCACUAACGGAAGUGGGUAUGUUGUUAGUAACUGUACAUUUGACUAUUGUGUACUAAAACCAGUCAACAUCAGUCUAAGCAACCCUGAUGAACAGUGUGCCUACAAUCGAAGUGGUGUCUUGUGUGGAAAAUGUGAACCAGGACUGAGUCUUGUGUUAGGUACUUCACGAUGUGAACUCUGCUCAAACACUUACCUUCUCCUGCUACUCCCGUUUUCCCUGGCAGGCAUAGUACUAGUUGCAUUCAUUCUCGUUUUCAACAUUACCGUAGCAACAGGCACUAUCCAUGGGCUGAUCUUCUACACGAAUAUAUUAGCUGCAAAUCAGUCGAUCUUCAUACCUUUUCAUAACCCCUUGUCAGUUUUCAUAUCGUGGGUGAAUCUUGACUUGGGUAUUGAGACAUGCUUUUAUGAUGGAAUGAACUCUCAAGCAAAAGUGCUCCUUCAGAUGGUCUUUCCUGCUUACCUGUUUCUUCUGAUGUUUUUAAAGGGAAGGUACCAUGAAAAAAUAAAGUAUUAUUUUUUUGCCUUAAAAUGUUCUUUGUGAG